UUGCCCUUUUACAGUAUAAAAAGAGAAUCCUAUGAGUGUCGCGGCAUAACAUACUGGUGAACGAAAACAACGAAUAUUAUACUGCCUAAAGUACAAUUUCUGACUCAGGGAUCCUAGUUUUUGUCUCACCAUGGAUUUCAAUUCAACGUUAGAAGAAGAAGCAAAUUCCACCACUAUUCCAAUUACUACCAUUGAUGGAACCACGACGUUCUUUAUCGUGCUCAAUUUUAUCGUGGGUAUCAUCGGCUUGGCGGGAAACACGGCCGUCUGCACGACCGUGCUCAGGUCGAAAUUCCUCCACGACAUCACCCACUAUCUCAUCGCAAGCCUGGCCAUGUCAGAUUUCCUCUGCUGUUUUUUCUUCCUCAUAACGACCAUGUUCGUAGCGGAAGGCCACCCCUUCCCGGUCAACAUCAGCAGCGGCUUUUGGGGUGAGGUUUACUGCCGUUUUUUUUGGAAUCUCCACCUCUUCUGGUCUGCUUUUUUUGCUUCAGUGUUCAACCUGGUUGUUGUGACAUUCGACCGAUACUUGGCCAUCGUGCAUCCGUUUUUCUACGCGAGGGUCUUCACGGUUCGUCGGGGGCUGAUGCUCGCUGCGUCGGCGUGGGUGUUCGCCUUCAUUCUGGAACUAGAGUUUCCAAUACGAUCUCACUACUCUGAUGAGGCGAACGAUUGUGAUUUCCUUGGCCUCGGACCUGCCUGGUUUGCGAAGAUGCUCUUCAUCAAAUCCUUCACAGUCAGCUUCAUCUUGCCGCUGAUCUUCCUGAUAUGGGCGUACUACAAAAUCAUCAGAACAUUGCGCAAAGGGGAACUUUACCAGAAAACACAUCGCACCAGUCAACGCAUUAGGCAGGGCAACGGGCAGAGCAACGGGGAGUUCACUGAUGAGCAAGGCAACUGGCAGAACACCGAGCAGGGCAACGAGCAGAAGACCGAGCAGGGCAACGGGCAGAACACCGAGCAGGGCAACGGGCAGAACACCGAGCAGGGCAACGGGCAGAACACUGAGCAGGCCAACGAGCAUGCUAACGAGCAGCGGGGGAUGGAGGUGUACAAGGCAACCCGUCGUGUCGUCCAGAGCCUCAUCAUUAUCUCCGCCCUGUUCGUCGUCCUGCUGCUCCCGUCAGAGAUGGGGAAUGUCUUACUCCUCUACGACAUCUCUAUUGACUUCACUGGCUCUCACAUCGGUAACAUCUUCAGGAUCACCACUGUCUGCAACUCGGUGGUGAAUCCCAUGAUUUACGCCAUCAAGUACAAGAGAUUCAGAAGGGCUAUGAAAGCUACGAUGUGUCCGUGUAUGAAGACCACUGUGGAGAGAGAAGAUACCACAUUCACCGUCGACAUGGAUGAGCAAGCCUAAAUAACGCCAUACUUGCAAAAGGUCGUGGGUUCAAAUCCCACCCUAGUGAAGGCCUGGUCACACAGGCCUCGAUAAAAAUCAUCUUGUAA
This is a messenger RNA of Asterias rubens (European starfish), 1449 nucleotides long. RefSeq names its product dopamine receptor 2-like. Gene Ontology annotation, biological process: G protein-coupled receptor signaling pathway. Lineage: Eukaryota; Metazoa; Echinodermata; Asteroidea; Forcipulatida; Asteriidae. The transcript has 2 exons. Bases 131 to 1360 code for a protein of 409 amino acids. Gene Ontology annotation, cellular component: membrane. Gene Ontology annotation, molecular function: G protein-coupled receptor activity. The record is from RefSeq and is a predicted model, not a curated record.